UCUGCCAACGUGGUGUAGCUUAAAAAUUGUUUAUUCACUUGAUUCUGUUUAUCCGAACGCAAAUGAACUUUACAAAGAUAAUUCAAGUUUUAAUGUACAGGUUUUUAAUUCGGAAAAGUUACAAAGAUUAGUUUCGGGAUUAACUUAUCAUGAAAGAUAUCUGGACCAAAUUUGGAAUUAAUGCAGUAUUAUCACUGUUCGUGAUCGGAGUUUUCUGUAACGACAUCAUAUAUAUAGGCCAAAGUAAAGUCGAAGAAGGUAAACCUUUUACUAUUAAGUGUAUUUUAACUCACUUUGAAACACCAAAGUGGAACAAGGAUGGAAUUUACAUUAAUCCUAAUAAUAAAGAAUACGAAUUCACUUCUUAUCCCGAAAUUAACGGAGAAUCAUUUCGUAAACAUCAUGAAAUUUAUUUUAAAUUGCACGUAAAGAAGGCGAGAAGUUAUCACACAGGAAAUUAUCGAUGCUACUCUUUCAGUUCGACUUUUCAUCGUUUAGAAGUUAUUUCCAAGCCAACCAGUAAGGGUAAAGAUAUAUUUGACGAGGUCAUCUUAACCGAAAAUAAAGCGGUUACUUUAAUUUGUAAUAUCGCUGAAGAUGUUGUGUUUCCUGUUAAUUGGUAUAGAGAAGGACAAAAGAUUUUAGUCGAAAGAGAUCCAAGAAUUACCGUAGAAGAUAGAACACUAACUAUAAAUCCUGCUCAGGAAUCUGAUGCUGGAAAUUAUAGCUGUGAUACUGUCUCACAAUUUAGUCAUCCUAUACAAGGAAGAGGAAGAGUUAUAUACUUGAAAUCAAGAGCUAGAAUAGAACCUUUACCCCAUCAACUCAGUAUUCAAGCUGGAAAAGAUUUAACUGUAGAAUGUAAAGUUCAUGGAUAUCCUCAACCGUGGAUAACAUGGUAUAUUGGGAAUGACACAGCAUAUGAUAAACCAGUGGCUGAUGAUAGAAUAGAGAUUCAUCCAAAUUCUGAUGGUUAUCCAAAUGCUAUUUUGAUAUGGAGAAAUAUAUCUUAUGGGGAUAGAGAAAUCAUUAGAUGCGAAGCUGAAAAUACAGUAAACGUAGCAAGCUCAUCGAGUCUUCUUGUUGUUCGACCAAAUAUAAUAAUAACAAACGAAGACGAACAAGGGAAAGGAGUUAUUAUGGAACUCGAAAAAAUGAUUACUCUUCAGUGUAAUGUUUCUAGUCCCGUUCCGUUUGAGUUAAUUUGGUAUAAAGACAGUGCUUUAAUAAAUCCUUCUUCCAGAAUAAUCGUCAUUCCGGAAAAUAAUUCUUUGGUUAUUUAUAAUACAACAAUUAAAGAUGCCGGACAAUAUACUUGCGCAAUAGAUGGUUUCACUAAUUUUACAAUUGAUGUUUAUGUCAAAACACAAAUGGUUCCUUUCGAAAGAUCUAUAAAUCUCGUGCAAGGCGAUACAUUAACUCUUCAUUGUCAGACUAUUGGCGCACCUCUACCAAUUCUGACAUGGUAUAAAGACGAGGAACUAAUUGAUGAAACAGAAGAGAGAAUAGAAUUCAAAUUCGAUGAUAAUCAAGUACCUAAUGCGAAAUUAAUUAUUAAAAAUGUAGAUUAUGUUGAUCGUGCAAAGUAUACUUGUUUUGCAGAAAAUGGAGUAGGAGAAGCUUCUAAUUCAACAAUACUUGUUCGAGUGAAAGAUAAAUUAGCAGCACUAUGGCCGUUUUUGGGCAUAUGCUGUGAAAUUUUUCUGCUGUUUAUAAUUAUCUUUAUCUACGAAAAAAGAAGAGGUCAUUCGGGUGAUGACGAUUCCGACACCGAUAUUUUUUCACAAACGGAUAUCCCUAUGGAAGAAAAGGAAAGUACUUCACAACUAAGGCAACGAAGAUAAAAUUUAAGUGGUUGUAGUUAUUUUUAUAAUGGAGAAAAAAUCCUCGUCAGGAAGUAAUUUACAGAAAAUAAUUUCUGUCAAUUUUAAAAUCAAAAGCUAUCAGAAUUUUUAUAAAAUAAAUCACGGAGAAUGUGUAAUGCUUUGUAUAGGACGGAAGAUGAUGUGCAGAAUGGAAUGGAUUACGUUAUAGAAUGAUAUUUAGGCAUAAUAUUUAUUAUUAAUAUGGCUUUAAAAAAACGAUUGCAUGAACUGCAAAUGUAAUAAAUGAACAUAUUAUUUACUAAUAUCUCUCAUUCCAUCUGAGAUUUUAUUGUUUCUAAU
Molecule: messenger RNA, 2165 nt
Organism: Centruroides sculpturatus (bark scorpion)
Lineage: Eukaryota; Metazoa; Arthropoda; Arachnida; Scorpiones; Buthidae
Product: hemicentin-1-like
Exons: 12
Coding region: 150-1844 (564 amino acids)
Biological process (GO): axon guidance; cell adhesion
Cellular component (GO): plasma membrane
Molecular function (GO): protein binding
Source: RefSeq, a predicted model, not a curated record